GAACACUAGAAACACAAAGCGGGAUGUAUUCACGUUGCUAGAAUCUCAUUCCAAAACAAUAGCCAGUGAAAAUAUCGCUAACGAGAAAGAGAUGCGCGCGGUAAAGAGAUCGCGUACGGACGCGUCAAAGCGUGACGCGAUCUCCACCCCUCCACCAUCGGACAUCUCUUCUCAAAGCGAGGUACCCACAAGUGAGCCCAUAAGCGAUACAAAUUCAACUAGCAAUGUUUCCCACCCUUCCCCUCCUGAAUCUCUUGCCAGCUCUCCUAUGCGGCUGCGAGAUAGUCCCCGUCUUGUAGAUACCGUCUCCAAAGGUACUUCUAUGGUGCAGUCAUACCUCGCGUUAAACGUGCCAAAUUUACAAAAAACGUGCCCCGAUUGUAAUAUGUCGUACCGAUCCCAUCUCCCAUUGGACCGGCAAGUACACGCGAAACACCACGACCGUGCGGUCAACGGACGUGACUGGCAAGACAGCUGGGGGAAAGAGGUGGGGAGUUUCAGCAUCCAAGUCGCCAAAGGGGCCAGCCAGGUUGUGGCGGUGUUGGAAAUCGAUCCCCUGAAGAAAACCGAGGUAAGAGUAGGCGACGAGUUGUUACAUUUGGCUAAUGUCGAGCUAAAUGCACCCCAGGAUAGCGGAUUCUGGAAGCUCCAAAAGACUCCAAGCCUGUCAAAACCCCUGCUGGCCCGGGGUAAAGUAUAUGUUUGCGUUUUGCGUGCAAAGGUAAUUGGUUUAGUUAGCUUCGAAACAUCGUUUCCCGAAACGAAAAGCACUGGUCGGUGGAUGAUUCUCCGAACGGGUCAGGUUAUCCCCAACCAAGAAUUUCCCAUUUUGGUGGGUAUCUCUCGAAUUUUUGUGAUGAAAAAGUACAGACGCAAUCAAAUUGCUGCGAAAAUGCUCCGGUUGAUCCAGGCACAUUCGAUAUACGGGAUUGCAAUGAUUAAAAGGCAGCAGAUUGCCUUUUCACAGCCCUCGUCGAGCGGCGGGCAACUUGCAAAGAAGUUUAAUGGUGUGUUGCACAAAAAGAGCGGUGAGUGGUUAGUUCCCGUGUACCUAGAAUACUAGGAAACCCUAGGCGGUUGUUCAAUAGUUGAAAUUUUC
Babjeviella inositovora NRRL Y-12698 is the source of this 1099-nucleotide messenger RNA. RefSeq lists its product as uncharacterized. The transcript has a single exon. NCBI's taxonomy places the organism in Eukaryota, Fungi, Ascomycota, Pichiomycetes, Serinales. Bases 92 to 1063 code for a protein of 323 amino acids. The record is from RefSeq and is a predicted model, not a curated record. Gene Ontology annotation, molecular function: protein-lysine-acetyltransferase activity. Gene Ontology annotation, cellular component: nucleus; chromatin. Gene Ontology annotation, biological process: mitotic sister chromatid cohesion.